This is a messenger RNA of Durusdinium trenchii, 258 nucleotides long. NCBI's taxonomy places the organism in Eukaryota, Dinophyceae, Suessiales, Symbiodiniaceae. The record is from the annotation of a GenBank genome assembly.
GAUGGAAGUGGCAAGGCCAACAGUUUUGUCGUGCAACUUACUAGUGGGCAAGAGCAGGUGCACAAGAGGCGCCCAGGCUUCGUGGCCUUGAUUCACAGUGCCACUGUGUCGAACUGCGUUGUGCCCGCAUGGUGCUCUGCGCUUACGGCCCGAGCCAAGCCCAUCGAGAUGGCGCGCUUGCGUUGCACUGAUCGUCACUGCAAACAUCGGCCAGAAGAAGCUCAGAAAAGCUUGGAUGUGAAUGGUGGCCCCGAGCAG